This is a messenger RNA of Arabidopsis arenosa, 738 nucleotides long. The record is from the annotation of a GenBank genome assembly. NCBI's taxonomy places the organism in Eukaryota, Viridiplantae, Streptophyta, Magnoliopsida, Brassicales, Brassicaceae.
AAGAAGAAGAAGAAGAGUGUGUGAGAGAGAGUUAUUUGACCGAUGGCGGCGAGGAUAAUGGCGGCUUUGGCGUGUAUCUUGGUGAUGCUACGGCUGAGUGAAGCGGCGGUGUAUAAAGUCGGCGACUCAGCAGGCUGGACAACCAUAGCUAACGUAGAUUACAAGCUAUGGGCUUCUACCAAAACUUUCCACAUUGGUGAUACUGUCUUGUUCGAAUACAACCCACAAUUCCACAAUGUAAUGAGAGUGACGCACCCAAUGUACAGAAGUUGCAACACCUCAAAGCCAAUCUCCACGUUCACCACCGGCAACGACUCAAUCACACUCACCAACCACGGCCACCAUUUCUUCUUUUGCGGCGUUCCCGGCCAUUGCCUUGCGGGUCAGAAGCUCGACCUUAACGUCCUCCUCCCGGCCUCCUCCACGCCACUCUCUGAUCCACCAACUUCCUCCUCUCCUCCUCCGCCGACUACUAUUCCUGCAGCCGGAGUACCUGGCCCUUCCCCUAGCCACGCCGCUUCUCCCCCGAGUGUGAUGGCGACUCGAAUCAUAGCCGUGGUUGCUCUCCUAGUCUCUUUGGCCUUUACAAAUUUUGCUUCUUAAAUAGGAUUAUAUAUAUUGGAAUCAUUGCAUGUAAGUUUUUGUUAUGUUUACUUCUCUCUUCCUUAUGUUUUUUUUUUCUUUCAAAUGACUCAAAAUGUAGAGAUGGUCCUUCAACAAUAAAAAUGUGUACUAACG